Molecule: messenger RNA, 563 nt
Organism: Aspergillus glaucus CBS 516.65
Lineage: Eukaryota; Fungi; Ascomycota; Eurotiomycetes; Eurotiales; Aspergillaceae
Gene: aspf8
Product: ribosomal protein P2
Exons: 3
Coding region: 86-412 (108 amino acids)
Biological process (GO): cytoplasmic translational elongation
Cellular component (GO): cytosolic large ribosomal subunit; ribosome
Molecular function (GO): structural constituent of ribosome
Source: RefSeq, a predicted model, not a curated record
CGAACUCGACGUUUCAGUCUCCGCCCAACUUGCGGUUAAAUCGAUUGAUUCUCGUGUUCAGAAAACCAACAGAACUCUAUUCAAAAUGAAGCACCUCGCAGCUUACCUCCUCAUCGCCCUUGCCGGCAACGAGACCCCCUCUGCCGACGAUGUUAAGGGUGUCCUCUCCUCCGUCGGUGUCGACGCCGACGAGGAGCGUCUCCAGAAGCUCAUCUCUGAGCUCGAGGGCAAGGACAUCAACGAGCUGAUCGCUCAGGGUACUGAGAAGCUCGCUUCCGUUCCCUCUGGCGGUGCCGGCGCUGCCGCUGCCCCCGCCGCCGGUGGUGCUGGUGAGGCCGCUCCUGCUGAGAAGAAGGAGGAGGAGCCCGCUGAGGAGUCCGACGACGACAUGGGCUUGGGUCUCUUCGACUAAGCGCAUUCGCCUGGAGAGUAAAAAAAUUUGCUACGGAUUGUGGAGGAACAGAAUCGGACAGUUAUUUUCAGCCUGGGGAGUAAUCUCGCCCACUGGUUUUGUCAAGCCUGGAUGGUUCGGGAUGCUGUUACGAAUUACGCAUAUGUGAGCU